This is a messenger RNA of Stylonychia lemnae, 1104 nucleotides long. The record is from the annotation of a GenBank genome assembly. Lineage: Eukaryota; Ciliophora; Spirotrichea; Sporadotrichida; Oxytrichidae.
AUGACAGAUUUACCUGCAAUUAUCCAGGAUGACAACAAGAUUGCUUUUGUCUAUGACUACUUGGACCAGUUUUACAAUGAUAAACUUUAAAAUUUGGAAUUGAAGUAUCAGAAAAUGAGUCCUGUACAAGCCUCUCAUCUAGAAAUUGAGAAAUACAAUAAGCUGAUAGCUAAUUCAAAUAAUAUGAGAGAGUCUAUGAAUAUGAGUUAGAUUUCAAAAGGCCUCGGCUUGAGUUCUACAGGUCAAAUGAGUAAUAAUUCAGGCUCUUAUAAAAAGCAAAAGCAAAGUUUUCUGAUUGAUGGGGAAGGACUGAAUUUAAUAUCACUUGAUAGAAAACCUAAGACCCUCUCCAAAAUAAAGAUUCAUAAUAUCAGAAUGUAGAGAGUGAAAAGAGAUAAUAGUGACUAUGAUACCUAUGACUCAGAUGAUAAAAGCUCUAAGAAUCCAGCUCUUUUAAAUAGCAACUUUGGACUAUCAGGAAGUAUCACUUACAAUUAAAAUAUUUAAGAUGGUGAUCCUUACAAGACAAAUCUUUAGGAUUAACAUAACAUUUCCUAAAAGUUUCGCAUCAGUCGAGAAAGCUAUUCCAUGGAUAAAUUCAAUUAGUCUAAGCCAAUACUGGCAAGUAUAUACAACAAUAAUAAUAGUUAUGUUUCAAAUACUACUAACAACAGAAUGUAUUCAAAACCUACAAAAAUAAUCAAGAAUAAUUACAGUUAUGGUGGAAGUGGAGUAGGCAUUAAUUAUGAUAAUUAUUAUAAUCCCUCCGACACUGGUUAUAACUUUCAGCCAAGAUUAAAAGAUGAGGAUGAAGAUAGUAUUUUUCAAACACAGCUACCUAACAGCAUUUCUCUGAAUGACUAUAAUAAUCUUAGGCACUCAGGACAUCAAAGGCAAAGAGAUAAGCUUCAGGAAAAGGAUUCUUAUUUCAAAGCAAAUAGAUCUUAAUUCGAGAAAAAUGAUAACAUUAUUAAUAAGACUAAGAAAAAUUUUUGGGCAAAAAUCAACCAUAAACCAGGAUUCCCAAAGCUGAAUCAUAAACUCCUCAACAUUAACAAUGUAAGUGUGUAAUCACUAGAAUAGAAUAAAACUAAGCAGCUCUGA